Molecule: messenger RNA, 4969 nt
Organism: Siniperca chuatsi (mandarin fish)
Lineage: Eukaryota; Metazoa; Chordata; Actinopteri; Centrarchiformes; Sinipercidae
Gene: march2
Product: membrane-associated ring finger (C3HC4) 2
Exons: 5
Coding region: 484-1239 (251 amino acids)
Biological process (GO): protein ubiquitination
Molecular function (GO): ubiquitin-protein transferase activity; zinc ion binding
Source: RefSeq, a predicted model, not a curated record
UGUGAUGUUUUCGGUGAAUGCCCCACCCUUUGACAAGCCGUUGUUAUUCACAAUCACAUUGUCAGUCGUCUGGAUUGUGUUUUGCACUCGUCUGCCCUGUCUUUCCAGCGGAGGCAGACAGCUGUUGAUGAGCCUCUGGGGUGAAUUUAAAGCUCUGGGAAAGCGGAAGCCUGGCCUGCUGUGUGUUAUCAGCUGACGGCUGCUAGCUAGCACAGGGCUGAAUAGCAUAUCAGUAGCUAGCUAGUGGCAUUACACUUUGACCAAUGCUGUUCAUUCACACAUCUCUACAGCCUAACAUGAAACGAGAAGGAAAUGCGAGGUUAUUAGGGAGGUAAUGUCUGCUGCCGCGAAACAUCUGUAAGAAGAAGACGAGACACUAACCAUUCCCAACCUGUGGAGAGCAGAUUUUGUGCUUCCUGCUUCGCCUCUGAACCUUAACACCCUCACAUCCACCUCUACGGCCAGUGUCUGGCCACCGUAACCAUGACGACAGGGGGGUGUUGCCACCUGCCUGGCUCUCUGUGUGACUGUGCGAGCAGCACUGGCCUGUGGAAGAACGUGGAGGAAGCAGGUGGUGAUGGGUGCCAGGCGCUCUACGUCACCCAGGUCACAGCCAUAGAUGGACGGUUGCUCUCCUCAGUGCUCAAACCCAUCGGCACACAAAGUGAUGGUCCCAUCUGUCGUAUUUGCCACGAAGGAGGCAACAGUGAGGGUCUCCUGUCUCCGUGCGACUGCACAGGCACCCUGGGCACGGUGCACAAGAGCUGCUUGGAGAAGUGGCUGUCGUCUUCCAACACCAGCUACUGUGAGCUCUGCCACACAGAGUUCAGCAUCGAGCGCCGACCUAGGCCGCUCACAGAGGUAACAAAGUGGCUGCGGGACCCCGGCCCUCGUAAUGAGAAGAGGACGUUGUUCUGUGACAUGGUGUGCUUCCUGUUUAUCACGCCCCUAGCAGCCAUUUCAGGCUGGCUGUGCCUGAAGGGCGCUCAGGACCAUCUUCAGCUGGGGAGCUGGCUGCAGGCCGUGGGCCUCAUAGCCCUCACCAUCGCCCUCUUCACCAUCUAUGUCCUGUGGACCCUGGUAUCUUUCCGCUACCACUGUCAGCUGUACUCUGAGUGGAGAAGAACAAAUCAGAAAGUACGUCUGCUCAUUCCUGAAGCCAAGGGGUCUAACUCUUCCCAGCAUUCUUUGCUCUCUACCAAACUGAUGAAGAAGUCUGCCAAUGAGAGUAUAGUAUGAGACCAAAUGGAGAUGGUCAAUGAUAAUGGUGUCGUUUAUGUGCGGGGGGGCUGAUUGUCGACACAUCAAGCCUGCCAGCUAGCCUUUAAAGAAGCACUUGUGGGCUUUUUUGUUGCUUUAAAAAAAAAAAAAAAUUUUUGCCCCAUCAGUACUUGAUUUACAUCACUUUUGUUUUUGUUUUUUAAAUCUGCCCUCCUGUGGGUGCAGAAAUGAGCACAUUUUAAAUGGGGUCGUUCUGUCCUCAUGCUGGGUGUUGACCAAGCUCAUGCAAAGGCACUGAAGAAUGGAACAGCACAGGGAAAUGUGCAGAGACAUUUACAGAGACACAGGAACAGUCUCAUCAUCAUGGAUGCGAUGAUAACAUUAGAUAACAGUGACAGCAGAAUAAGAAAUGACCAAACUAACUGGUUUAGUGGACUAAUGUUCUAAUGAUUGUUCUGCUUAGUUUCCACAACCCAUCGAUGGUCCACAGAUGACUGCCAAGUGUAGCAGGUCCAUUCAUUGUCAUGCUGCAAUGAUGAAAGUGUGUAAAAAAUGUGCUAGAUACAUGUCACAUCUGGGCAUGCCCUUACCUACAUAAGCCUUGCAUUCUCUGCACAACAUUGCCCAUUGAGGAGCUCUUUAAAGCAGUUACUGAUCCCACGUUACUCUGUAAAGGCAAAGCAAAAGCUUAGGUCUUUGAUUUAUUUGCAUUUCACAAUCCAGAUGCCAGUGUGCUGUCUGAGAUGAAACUUUCAUUUUGGACUUGGACUAUUGGACUUCUUUCAGUGUUUAUUUUUUUUCUCCUGCACCUGUUUUUACAUCUCAUCCAAGAGUGGAUGGCAUGCAUAGCAAAGCCAGAGAUUGUGCAAUAAAACACUGUGGACAUCGAGAUCUUCACAGUACAUGAAGAGACCUCUACCAACAUGCACAGUUAUGCAUGCAAGCACUGUUAAUCAUUUUUUCUUUUAGUACUGUUAAAAUGCUUUUGUGGUUUAAAAGAACUUUUUUUGUAUGAACAGAUUUAGUAUUCCUACUGAAGUAGGUUCUUGUAUUAUCGGCACUUUUCAGCAAGUCUAUAGAUCGACAGAAAACUCCAUCAAAAUGGCUUUUAGAGGAGCAUUUCCACAAGUAUUGUUGGGUGGCUGAUGCAGUGUACUAAAGCAUCCUUCUAAUUGCCUGAUAAAGUACUUAAUGGUAGCUGUUUUGUUUUGUUUUUUAAAACAAUACACAUUGCUGUAUGUGUGUAGUUUCUAUAGUCACACCAAGAAUCAGGGAUACAGAAACUUCCUGUGAGCAUUUAUCAUUCAAGUCGUGGUCAAACAUCAGUUUGUCUGAUCUGAUGGAAACAAAAAUUCUCAGUGCUGGUGUUAAGUGCUUCUGCCAGUCUCACAUACACUUUACCCACCGACAAUGACUUUCAUGGGGGGUACGUUAUGCAAGCACCAUUAAGGCUUAAUCUGACUUUUGUUUUGUUUUGUCUUUUCUUUCAAGGAAGCCGCUAGAUGGUCACGUGUUUUUUCUAAGUCCAUUUGAUGGAUGUAAUCUUUUUUCGGGUGCAAACUUGCCCUCAUCAUGUUUUGAUGUUACUGAGCAGACUCAUUUGUAACUGGCUGUAUUGGUUGUUUGGGAGGGUAGAGAGAAUUCACUUCUCUCUCUUGUAUAUAGUUUGGUGCAGUUUAUAAUCAAGUCAUCUAUAGUGGCUGUUAACUAACCAGUCAGAAAACACAAACCACAGUGUCCGCCUGGUUUCCAGAUUUCCGGGUCAUAACGUGGUCCAGUUUUGAACAUAGUUUAUUACUUCAUUCCACUUAAUUUAGGUUAUGGGGAGACGGUUAAAUGCAACUUGAACACUGUGGCCUGUUCACAGGGAGAUAAGCCUGAAGAUGAAAAAAUCCAACAACACAUGUACUAUUGAGAACAACUUUAUUGUUAAAACCAAUGUAAUUCAGCCCGAAACACAUUGGCUUUAAGAAUACAACAACGUUGUCCUGUUUGGCUGAUGCAGGUGUUAAGCCUAUGGUUCAGUAUUAUUGUGCAGAUCUUACUAUUUGUAAGUGUUUCAUUUAUAACAGUGCAAUUAACUAAAUUAAACUUUAGCUCCAAGAUCACAAUUAUUGGCUUUUGGGUUUGAUUCUUCUCUAUUCGGUGAAUUUAUAUUUUUAUUAGUAUGAGUGCUCUAACUUUUGAUUAUCAUACUUUGAUCAUGGUUUGUUCUUCUAUGUGCUUUUCCUUAACUUUCUUCUAGAUGUCAAAGUUAAGGCAUGGAUCCAUUUCGCAGAGGCAUUCAGUAUUGACACAUUGUAAACACAUGCAGUACAUCAUCUGUUGUGUGCAGAGGCCAAAAGUCUAGGUUAUAUGCACAAUUGUGUUGUAGAAAAGGUUUCAGUCGUAGUCAUCUGGACACUGUUUUCAGAAUCAAGACGUUUUGGCUCCCAUCCGGAAGUCAUUCUCAAUUGUGAAAAAAUGGACCAGGAACUCUGAAAUUUAAGACGGUGUAGUCCCUCAUUCGUCCAGGAGGUUGUGUUAUGUGUUAUUAAUACUUAUUUAAAAUACAUAUAUAUUGGUGUGGCAUAGUCACAAAGAGUCAACCCAGACCAUUUCAGUCACCUUUUCAGAGCAGACUUUGGUUGUUGGCUGUCAGUAAGCAUCAAUACAAAUAAGUUUUUCUUCCUGCACUCUGUGAAUUUUCAUACUACAGAUACCUUGUGAUCUGAAAUGACAUUACAAAUUUAGUGGCUCCUUGGUGUUGCUAUUGUAAAACAUUAGUCAUAGGAACAGGAUGUAUCUCAGCAGCUAUAUGGCUGUAAAUGUUGAGCAACCAUCGUUUUAAAAUAUUUUUAUCUGUUUGGCUGCUGACAGUUUGGGCAGUGACUAGUGGCUGUAAGCGUUACUUCCUUGCCCUGGCCUUUUGUCUACACUAACAUUACACUUUAGUACUGUUAGCUGCUGGUGGAUUAUCCCGCAUAAUGCCACAGUUAAUCGUUUGUUUGUGUUUUUAACUGAUCUCAGAACAAAGGAUUAUAUCCUGCAAUACUGCGAUGCACCCGCGUGGGUCUCACAAGCUUAUGGGUCAUUUGAUCGUCCAUGUGUUUACUGUUUGUCAUGAACGAGGCUUUACCCCAAGUAUUAGGAUCUAUUGGGGCACAGAUUGGAUGCAAUGUGAAGAGCUGAGGUGCAGUUAUUCAAAACUGUAAGAAACAACUGAAAUGUAGGUCAGUGCAGAAGAUGUCUGACUUGUGCAGCCACAGAUCAGUAUUAUAGUUUUUUUUAUAGUAUUGGAAGUCUGUACAAAGUGGCCUACACAGUAUGCAACACUGCUCCUUCUUUGGCUGCCUGCCUAUUCAUGUCGGAGUUAUCAGAGCUACAUGAAACAGAUCCUCAUGUCUCCAAAGGGUUUUAAAGUGUUAUUGUAACCAUAAUGUAAUACUUACUUUAUAUAGCUCCCACAAUUCAAAUCCAGAAAGGGAUUUUAAAUCAUUGUUUUUGUUGUUUGUUUGCACAAAUAAACAUGCAAAUGUUACUUAUGUUGUAUAACAUUAAUAUAUGUCUUUUGUGGAGGCUGGGUAUGUUUAAUAGGUAUCAUUUGUAAUUUAUGUUGCAAUUCUUCAGUAUUUACAUUUUUAAAUACUACAUUGUUUAUGGUGUGCUGUGGAAAAAAAGAAAGAUGUCUUCACCAAAAUACUGGUACCUGGCAAGAAUUUUUUGUAAAGCAAAUAAAACAUGAGGAUAAAUUAUGGGUGAACAUUAA